Messenger RNA from Mus musculus (house mouse), 3532 nucleotides. It is a transcript of the gene Prss23, whose product is annotated as serine protease 23. Bases 453 to 1601 code for a protein of 382 amino acids. The transcript has 2 exons. Gene Ontology annotation, molecular function: serine-type endopeptidase activity. Gene Ontology annotation, biological process: proteolysis. The record is from RefSeq and is marked validated. Gene Ontology annotation, cellular component: extracellular region; nucleus. NCBI's taxonomy places the organism in Eukaryota, Metazoa, Chordata, Mammalia, Rodentia, Muridae.
ACUCGGCCACUCUGCGGAGCAGGCAUGGGAGCCGCGCGCGUCCUCCGGGCGCCCACACCUGUCUGAGCGGCGCACGGCCGCGGCCCCGGCGGGCUGCUCCACGCGGGUGAGUGCGAUGCGGGGACCCGGCGUCUCCCGCUGGGUCCGAAGGACCAGGCGUGUGCCGGAGCCGGACAAAGAGUCGGGUGCGCGCGGGGUGGGGUGGCUGCGGGUAACACCGGGGAGUUUGCCGUGGCUUCCGCACAGACUCUGGGCUUAGGACAAGAGCCUGAAAGAGCCUCCCUCCCCGGACACCGGCUCUGUACAGCGUUUGGAUUCACUCAGUGUCUCUCUUAAAGUGGAUGGGGAAAAGAAGGUUUUGAAAGCGCUGUCUUGGAUGCAAGGUGUUGUCUAGGGGUCAAGUGGAGCUGUGUAUGGCAAGGUGUCCCUGGAGAGGUCAAGUAGCACUCAGCAUGGCUGGAAUCCCGGGGCUCUUCAUCCUUCUUGUCCUGCUCUGUGUGUUCAUGCAGGUGAGUCCCUACACCGUUCCGUGGAAACCCACAUGGCCGGCUUAUCGCCUCCCUGUAGUCUUGCCUCAGUCUACCCUCAACUUAGCUAAGGCAGACUUCGACGCCAAAGCGAAAUUGGAGGUGUCCUCCUCAUGUGGACCUCAGUGUCACAAGGGAACACCACUGCCCACCUACGAAGAGGCCAAGCAGUACCUUUCCUAUGAAACCCUUUAUGCCAAUGGCAGCCGCACAGAGACUCGGGUGGGCAUCUACAUCCUCAGCAAUGGUGAAGGCAGGGCACGAGGCAGAGACUCGGAGGCCACAGGGAGAUCUCGCAGGAAGAGGCAGAUUUAUGGCUACGAUGGCAGGUUUAGCAUUUUUGGGAAGGACUUCCUGCUCAAUUAUCCUUUCUCAACAUCGGUGAAGUUGUCUACUGGCUGCACUGGCACCCUGGUGGCAGAGAAGCACGUCCUCACUGCUGCCCACUGCAUACACGAUGGGAAAACCUAUGUGAAAGGGACACAGAAACUCCGAGUGGGCUUCCUGAAGCCCAAGUAUAAAGAUGGUGCCGGAGGGGACAACAGCUCGAGCUCAGCCAUGCCAGACAAGAUGAAGUUUCAGUGGAUCCGCGUGAAACGCACCCAUGUGCCCAAGGGGUGGAUCAAGGGCAAUGCCAAUGACAUCGGCAUGGAUUAUGACUACGCCCUGCUGGAACUCAAGAAACCCCACAAAAGACAGUUCAUGAAGAUUGGUGUGAGUCCUCCAGCGAAGCAGCUCCCAGGGGGCAGGAUCCACUUCUCUGGUUAUGACAAUGACCGGCCCGGCAAUUUGGUGUACCGCUUCUGUGAUGUCAAAGAUGAGACCUACGACCUUCUCUACCAGCAGUGUGACGCCCAGCCCGGGGCCAGUGGUUCAGGGGUCUAUGUGAGGAUGUGGAAGAGACCACAGCAGAAAUGGGAAAGAAAAAUUAUCGGCAUCUUUUCAGGGCACCAGUGGGUGGACAUGAAUGGCUCUCCACAGGAUUUCAACGUGGCAGUUAGAAUCACGCCUCUUAAAUAUGCCCAGAUUUGCUAUUGGAUUAAAGGAAACUACCUAGAUUGCAGGGAGGGGUGACAUGCGUCUUCUUGCCAGCACCAAUGGUCUUUUUGCACUCAUUGUAGGAGAGGCUAGCUUUUUAUCAUUGACUCUUGUGGUGUGAGUCACAUAGUAUCUUUUACCUAGUAUUCUUCAAAUGGCAAAAAUUAUUGGCUAUAUUAUUUUAAAACUGUUGUGUGCGUUAUAGCAUUUAAGCAGUCUGAAAGCAUACUUUUGCAUAGAGACUUUAAAGUAUUCGGGUAAUAGGGCCUAUUUGACAAGGAAGUUAAACUUUCAGUUUUUGGAGAAUUCUAAUUUUUGUCUGAUCCAAACUUGCUUCAGAGGUUUAUAUCAAAUACGUGACACACAGGGAAUAUGAAUUCUUAUGUUUGUAUAUGUAUAUGUUUUCUUCUGAGAGUCAUAUAUUGAUAUUUUUGUAAUGUGUGGUUAUUAUGCUUCCAGAUAAUGAUAGCAAAGUCUUCAAUAGGCAAUUUAUAAUGUUUUGGAUUCAAACAUUUACGUAGUAGUCCUUGAAGAGAACAAUAAUUUAUUGGCUAUAUUGAUACCCAUAUAAGACUGUAUCUUACAGUGCACAGAAUUCCCACGCUGCUUUUAGUUUUGAAAAUAAAACUUUCCCUUGUAAAAACUGCUGUUCUGCUUUUGUGGGACGUCUGUAUACAGUUCUGCAAAGCUUGCUAUCACACCAGAGUGGGCAAGACCAUUAAUUCCAAUCCUCCUCUUGGCAAGGUUUUAUUCGCAUGUCUGAAGCUAACAGUUUCUCGAAAGACAGUAAGUGGAGCCUAAUUAGAACAGGCUGAAAAGCUUCCCAGCUAGCACUUGUGGCUACAAUAAAAAACAAUUCUUGGAUUUUCUCCCCACAGUGAGGCACAUCUCACAGUUUAUCAUUUGGAUGAGUAAUUUAAAAUGAAUUAAAUUCCAGAGAACAAUGGAUGCACUGCUCCAUAGAUGUCACUGCAGAGUAACCACUUGUUUGAAGCCUAGCAUAAUCGCACAGCCUAAUCCAGAUUUAUUCUGCUUAGUUUUUCAACGUUUCCAGAGAGCUUUACAUUUGUUUAGUUGGUAAACUUUUCUCUCUCACUGCACUUAUUCUAUAGUUUAAAAAAAAAGUUUGAAAGUAGCUUUAGGAAAACCAGUAUAGCUUUAUUUUCCCGACUUCAAAGUGGCAUCUCGUGCUGGAAUGGUCUAGGCUAUAGGAACAUAAAACCAGACAUAGCAGUCAGAAAAACAACUGGAGGUGGUGGGUGAGAUGGCCCAGCAGGCAAGGAUAUUUGCUGCCAAGCCUGCCAGCCUGAGUGCAAUUCGUGGGACCCAAAUGUGGAAGAGGAGAACUGACUCCCACAGGUUGACCUCUGACCUCCACUGGCACACCAGUGCAAUCCCAUAAAUACACAAAUGUAAUUUCAAAAUCAGAGGGCUGGAGAAUGGCUAAGUAGUGAAGAAUGUUUGCUGAGGAAACAUGUGGACUGAGAUUCAAUUCCUCCUGGAACAUAAGAUGAACAGACAUGUAAUCCCAGUACUAUCAGGGACAAAGAUAGGAGGACUGAUGGUCCUUGCUGGCUUCUGGCCCAACUCCAAGUUCAGAGAGAGACUUUGCUACAGAGGAAUAAGGCAGAGAAUAAUAAAGCAGAACACUGGAUGUCCUCCUCUGGCAAUACACACACACACACACACACACACCCAGACACACUACAUAAAAUAAUUCAAACAAUGGGGGAGAAUACAAAAACUAACAAGAAUCAUACAUUCUAGUAAAUGUUAUGUAAACAGAAUCACAGCAUUAGGGAGAAAUUACUGACUUAUUUUGUAGUUUCAUCUUGUGACUCUUAGUCUAAAUCUAUCAGCGAGGAGACAAGCAACAUGAGGUCGAUGUUUGAGGGGUUGCAUGCUGGGUAAUUUUAGCUUACAUUGUAGCUCUAAGAACAUUCAAAUAUAACACUGUCAAUUAAGCA